AUGAAAACUACUUCUUCUAAGGUUCUGAAUACCGUUUUCUUAGUGUUAGUAGGUUUGGGAGUGUGUUGUGCUGCUAGAACACUCCUCACUCUGGAUGCCGAUGUAAGCAUUGGUGGUGUUAUCCAUGCUGGGGGUGGUGGAGGAGGUGUAGCUGAUGGUGGUUAUGGAGGAGGGGCAGGCAAAGGAGGUGGUGAAGGUGGGGUAGAUGGGGGUGGCUAUGCUGGUGGUGGAGGAGGUGGAAGUGGAGGAGGAGGAGGUGGUGGUGCAGGAGGUGCAGCUGGUGUGGCGGUGGUGGUGGCGGUGCUGGAAGUGCUCACGGGGGUGGAUAUGGAGGCGGUAGUGGCAGCGGCGAAGGUGGUGGACAUGGUGGAUACUACCCCUAAAAAGGAUGAAAUACAUGUUCCUUGUAACCCCUAA
Messenger RNA from Arachis duranensis, 417 nucleotides. RefSeq names its product glycine-rich protein DOT1. NCBI's taxonomy places the organism in Eukaryota, Viridiplantae, Streptophyta, Magnoliopsida, Fabales, Fabaceae. Bases 1 to 417 code for a protein of 138 amino acids. The record is from RefSeq and is a predicted model, not a curated record. The transcript is spliced from 2 exons.